Molecule: messenger RNA, 1455 nt
Organism: Condylura cristata (star-nosed mole)
Lineage: Eukaryota; Metazoa; Chordata; Mammalia; Eulipotyphla; Talpidae
Gene: CLPTM1L
Product: CLPTM1-like
Exons: 14
Coding region: 1-1455 (484 amino acids)
Cellular component (GO): membrane; endomembrane system
Source: RefSeq, a predicted model, not a curated record
AUGGAGCCCCAUGCUGGGGCGGGAGCAUCCUCCCAGGACCGGCGCUGGGCCGGGGCCGGCUUCGUCCACACCAGUGACCGCGGUGACCCUGAGGGAAGGCGAGUCUCCCGGGCCCCGGGGCUCCCCGGGGGCGGCACCGAGUCUCCUGGCUCCGCCAGCGGUGGGCAUGGCACGUGUGGCCACACGGGCCGAGCUUGCGGAUGGCUGAGCGUGUACACCACCACGCGCGCCAACCUCGGCGGCGAGAACAGCGUGGAUCUGGUCCUGAACGUGGAGGACUUCGACGUGGAGUCCAAGUUUGAAAGGACUGUCAACGUGUCUGUGCCCAAGAAGACGAGAAACAACGGGACACUGUAUGCCUACAUCUUUCUCCACCACGCCGGCAUCCUGCCAUGGCAUGACGGGAAGCAGGUGCACCUGGUGAGCCCGCUGACGACCUACAUGGUCCCCAGGCCGGAGGAGGUGAACUUGCUCACCGGCGGGACGGCCGCCCAGCAGGUGGAAGCCGAGAAGGGGCCGGCCAGCGCCCUGGACGAGCCCGUGUCUCACUGGAGACCCAAGCUGACCCUGAACGUCAUGGUGGACGACUUUGUCUUCGACGGGUCCUCCCUGCCGGCUGACGUGCACCGGUACAUGAAGAUGGUCCAGCUGGGCGAGACCGUGCACUACCUGCCCAUCCUGUUCAUCGACCAGCUCAGCAGUCGCGUCAAGGACCUCGUGGUCAUCAACCGCUCCACCACGGAGCUGCCACUGACCGUGUCCUACGACAAGAUCUCCCUGGGCCGCCUGCGCUUCUGGAUCCACAUGCAGGACGCCGUGUACUCGCUGCAGCAGUUCGGCUUCUCCGAGAAGGACGCCGACGAGGUCAAAGGGAUUUUCGUGGAUACCAACUUGUACUUCCUGGCGCUGACCUUCUUCGUGGCCGCGUUCCACCUUCUGUUCGACUUCCUGGCAUUUAAAAACGACAUCAGCUUCUGGAAGAAGAAGAAGAGCAUGAUGGGCAUGUCCACCAAGGCGGUGCUCUGGCGCUGCUUCAGCACCGUGGUCAUCUUCCUGUUCCUGCUGGACGAGCAGACCAGCCUGCUGGUGCUGGUCCCGGCGGGCAUCGGGGCCGCCAUCGAGCUGUGGAAAGUGAAAAAGGCCCUGAAGAUGACCGUGCGGUGGAGGGGCCUGCGGCCCGAGCUCCAGGUGAGCGGCGCCCCGGUCGGGGCCGAGUCACCCACCCGCUCCACAGGGGUCUACGCCUUCGGCUUCCUCUUCAUGCUGCCCCAGCUCUUCGUGAACUACAAGAUGAAGUCGGUGGCUCACCUGCCCUGGAAGGCCUUCACCUACAAGGCCUUCAACACCUUCAUCGACGACGUCUUCGCCUUCAUCAUCACCAUGCCCACCUCCCACCGGCUGGCCUGCUUCCGCGACGACGUGGUCUUCCUCGUCUACCUCUACCAGCGGUGGUGA